Molecule: messenger RNA, 1269 nt
Organism: Lizanozyma spartinae
Lineage: Eukaryota; Fungi; Ascomycota; Pichiomycetes; Serinales; Debaryomycetaceae
Gene: MDM12
Product: ERMES complex subunit
Exons: 1
Coding region: 1-1269 (422 amino acids)
Biological process (GO): phospholipid transport; mitochondrion organization
Cellular component (GO): ERMES complex
Molecular function (GO): lipid binding
Source: RefSeq, a predicted model, not a curated record
AUGUCAAUUGAUAUCGAUUGGAGAAAGAUAUCAGAUGAAUCUGUAAUAGCAGAGUCACUUCGGGUAUUUCUUGAUGAUCAUAUGAAAACAAUAUCAUCCCCAUCAUUCAUAGACAAUUUAUCAGUAACCAGAGUAUCAUUAGGGUCAAUACCUCCUCAGAUCACCAUACGACAUAUUGGAGACCCUUUCAACGACUUCUAUGAAGCAGAUGAACCAAGUGAGCAUAAUGGCGAACACUCUGACGAAGUCAAAAGCUCCAAAGAACCAUCCGAAACAAACGAAUCAUUGGACUCUGGGAUAUUAGAAAAUGAUGAUGACGAUGAUGAUGAUUAUGACGAAGAUAAUGAACAAGAAGAGUUCUAUGAAGAUAAUUUCAUAUCCCAACAGAUAGAGAGAGAUUCCGAAGCUUUGAGAAGUGCAACUGAUAGCACUGAAAUUUCUAGUCCAACACCUACGUUACCUUCUGGGAAUUUGACAGAUGUUCCCAGUUUGCUACUGUCUAGUAAUAGCAAUAGUAUGAAUUACAUCCAUAAUCUUCCUCAGAACAUGAUUGGUCUAGGUACCCCCCAUCAUGGAACUGAAACCCCAACAUUGAGUUUAUUCCAUCAGAAUACUUUACUACAGAGUUCAGUAAGCAAGCAAAAAAUAGCUUUAAAUGAUAAGACAAAUGGAAGAGAUGAAAGUGAUAUUCAAAUCCUUGUUGAAUUCAAUUAUGAAGGUGAUUUUGAGAUAGAAUUUAGCGUUAACUUACUUUUAAAUUUCCCUUCACCUAAGUUUAUUACUCUUCCAAUUAAGUUAAGAGUAACAGAGUUGGAAAUACAUUCGCUUGCAGUUAUUGCAUAUUUGAAAAAUUCAGUUUGUUUUGCAUUUCUUUGUGAUGUUUGUGACGCGGAUAAUGACUACUUUCCCUUAUUGCUGCGUACUGGGUCUAUAGCAAUGGGAGGGACCAUAGUCGAUUAUGUGAAUGCUGCUAAUAAUCGAGAAAGAAUAGAUAUAAUCAAAAACGUUCGAAUUGAAAGUGAGAUUGGAGAAAUGGAAACUAAUGUGUUGAGAAAUGUUGGGAAAGUUGAAAAGUUUCUUGUUGAUCAAAUCCGUAGCCUUUUACGACAGGAGAUUGCAUGGCCAAACUGGAUUUGUUUAGAUAUGAAUGAGGACGAAGGAGACGAAGUUAACGAUAAUGAAGACGAUAACACUUUCAGCUCAGCUGGAACUGAAGAUUUUACUAGUGAAAAGGAUAAGGAGAAAUCUGAAUUUGAGACCACUAACUAA